AGUGCUUUGUUCAAUAUACAAAGAAGGCAUCAUCAUUGGUUCUAUUCUAUUCUCUUUUGGGUGAGCAAAAAGAGCUUCGAGAGAAAGUUUGUGGAAAAAAUGGGGCUCAUGCUUCUCCUCAAGAAUAUUGGUCUUCUCUUCCUCCUCAUUUCUGCAUCACUUUUGUCUGCUUCGUCUGCAGGUCGGCAUUCAAGGUUUGCAAGCAACUCGAAGAAGGUCGCAGGAGCAGGUGGCCGCGAGGAGGUACAAAAGGAGCAUUUAAGCCAUGAAGAGGUGAUGGAGGUUCAUGAAAGGCUUCUGAAAGUUAACACCAAAGACUAUGGAAGGUAUGAUCCGUCUCCAGCGCUAGGGAAGCCUCCUUUCAAGCUCAUUCCAAACUGAUGGAUGAAAUAUAUACAUAUAUAAAUUAAGCUGCUCAUUCUGUGUCUAUAUAUGGUGCGUAGAAUAAGCCUAGAAGUGCUACUAUUAUAUUUAGCUCUAUAUAUUGCCAUAAGGUAAGUUUUGAAUGUGGUAAAAGUUGGCUUUUGGAAGCUCUUGUAUCUGUUGAAUGAGGUGGUAUCCGUAUCAUAUGUACGCCUUAUAAUUAGCUUAUUAUGUAAAUAGAAGAUGGAAUGAAUGCAUGCCUCCCGCUGUGGACUACUGGGAGAUGUGAGUGAA
Messenger RNA from Coffea eugenioides, 657 nucleotides. Its product is annotated as protein CASPARIAN STRIP INTEGRITY FACTOR 1-like. Lineage: Eukaryota; Viridiplantae; Streptophyta; Magnoliopsida; Gentianales; Rubiaceae. The coding region runs from base 100 to 381 and encodes 93 amino acids. The record is from RefSeq and is a predicted model, not a curated record. The transcript has 3 exons.